This is a messenger RNA of Limulus polyphemus (Atlantic horseshoe crab), 4856 nucleotides long. RefSeq names its product protein DGCR6-like (gene gdl). The record is from RefSeq and is a predicted model, not a curated record. The transcript has 5 exons. Bases 90 to 716 code for a protein of 208 amino acids. NCBI's taxonomy places the organism in Eukaryota, Metazoa, Arthropoda, Merostomata, Xiphosura, Limulidae.
CGUUUUGCGUGGAAAUAAUUAAUGAAACAGGUUUUAUUCAAGUUAUACUGACACUUGUCUUUUAAUCAUAAUAUAUUAGAUAUGUAAAUAUGGCACAUUGUCAGUAUGUACCAAAUAUCGAUGAAAGUCUUAUGUCAGCUGUUAAAGAAGAACUUGCUCGAAAAGAACAGUUACAGCAAAAACAUUAUUUUUAUUUAAAUGAACUUCAAAAUAUGGCCAGAGAAUUACCACCGAAAUAUCAACAAAGACUACCUUAUGAACUCCUAUCUAGUCUAGCAAACUCUCUUCUGGAUGGGACUGUCUUUGAAAUAGUACGAGGUCUAAAAGAAAUACAGCUAAUGAAAGAGAAGCAUUUAUAUGAGAAACGAAUGAAGAUAAUAAAUUCUCAUAGAGGCAUGAAAGACAAUCUUCAAAAGAAGCACAAGGAAAUUCUGUCUACGCACAGUCAGGAUUCACCUCAGAUUCUUACUACCCUGAGAAGUUCUCAUGAAAAAGAAUUACAGGAAAUAGAGAAACGCCAAACAGAAGAAGAAGGUCGAGUAGAUAUGAAGAUAAUUAUUGAUCUUGAUCAAGCGGUGAGUGAUCAGCAGGUUACCCUAGAAAAGGCAGGAGUUCCAGGAUUUUUUGUGACUAACAACUCAAAUGAAAUCAGACUACAGAUGUACUUGUUAGAAUUUAUUCUAAAGUUAAGAAGCGUAGAACUUCCAAAUGAUUGAAAUUCUCAGACUGAAAUCAAUUAUGUUAAUAUACCUGAUUAAUUAAUAUCCAUGUAGUCAUUUAGCUAGAAAUACCUAAUUUUAUAUGUAAGCUCAUCCAAUGAAAUAACUAGAUUUAAGUAGACACUGAAUUAAUCAAAAACUUUACAUUUUUUAGUUGGAUUAAUAAUUUUGUAUAUGGCUAUACAAACGAAAUAAUUUCUAUAUUAGUUUCAACAUAAUGGUUGAAAAAUGAUCAGUAGUUUUAACACAGUAACUUAUGUUUAGACAAUUAUUAAGUUAAUUAGACCUUAUGACUAAGAUAUGGAAGGUUGUUGACACUUUCUAAAAGUUGUGAAAAUAGUGAUUAAUGAGUAGUAGGUCAAAGGUCUGAAAAAAUGUUCUUUGACUGAAUAAUGAAAAUUUAGUGAAAUGUUUGUUGAUAGUCCUCUAUUAGCAUAAUUUUUUUUGAUUAUGUAAAGCAUGCUCAGAGUAUUGCCAGAGGGUGAAAUGUUCCAAAAAGGUUAAUCUUCCUCUUGUGAAAGUAACUUUUUGGUUCACUUGUCCUCAUAUUUCAAUGAUUUCUCAUGAAAAGCAUAAUUGCAGGAAAUCAACUAAGAAGAUUGAAUUCCCUUACACUAAAUAGAUUUUCUUGUAUAAAAUGGUAGAUCUAUUACAUAUAGAGUUUCUGUUUAACAUAGGACUGUAUAUUAAGAUUCCAUAUAGUUAUGGAAUUGGGUUGAUAAAUACAAUACUCCAAAUAAAUAAUAAAUUUAUUCACACAUUAAAAUUUUAAUGAAACAACAGUACAUUUUUUAUGACUCUGCAUUUGUUUAAGUGGAAGGUCACUACUUCUUAAUGUUUAUCAAUAUUUUAGCUAAAACAGAAAACCAUAUAAUCCAUAUAACUUUAUCAAAAAUCAAAAGACAUCAAACUGUAGAUUAAAAACAAAUAUUCAUCACAUCACUUUAAGUUAGAGCAUUUAUUUCUUUGUAAAUAGUUUUGACUAGAUCUAACUAGAAACUUCAAGGCCUAGGUCUAAUUCAAAUAAAAAAAAGUGCUAAUGUUGUUACUAGAGCUAGCAAAAAACUUGAAGAGAAGGCCUCACUAACUAACCUAGGUUUAAAGUUUUCUAACAAAAAACAGUUCAACAGCUCACAACCAAAAUUCAAGCAGUCUCAUCAGAACCCAUUUCACUAGAAGUUAUGUCACUGGUGGACAUGUCUGAUAUGUCUGGUUACUGUUCUCAGACCCUUUUCCUAGACUCCACCUGGCAUACACAGUUUCAGGAAUAUAUGUGCCAAUUUGAUAGUCAAUAAACAUUACUGUCUUGAGAUGACUGAGUGAAUCUGAUCUCAAAGAGGAUCUCUAGCCUGUUUUGAUCUGUUUCAUUACAGAGAGGCCUCUUUCAGCAUCAGAGGUACUUCCAGUUUCAUCAGUGAUUUGGGCUGUAUGUAUCACCAAUGGUUGCCUCAUUUUAAUCACUGUACUUAACGCUCGUACUCGGUGACUAAUCCACCUUGUUCCGUAAACAUUUCCUGGAGAUAAAAAUUUACUGUUUACUGUCUCGCAGGUAUUUUUCAGUGAAGCUUUCUUUACUGAUGAAAUUUGUAUAUAGCUUGCAAUAACUCAGACAUAUGUGGAAAUAGUCUUGUCUGUUUUGAUGCAUCUUUCAGUGACAGUUGGAAUCUGUGUAACGUGCAAUGGAUACCAACAGUCUCUGGUAAAAACUUCAUGAUUUUCUGAUACGCUCCAUUUUGAACACCAAAAUUCACAGCAACUCCAUCAGCCACAGAUGAGACUAAGUCUGACAGAUCAUCCACUUGUAAAUAUUUUUUAAAACUGGUGCACAAAUGAUCAAAAUUUUUAUCUGCAUCAGGUUUUUCCACAUUGCACACACAUAGAAAUACAGUGUGAGGUUCUUAAUUUUUCAGGUAUCUCACAUGCAUAAUUUCUUCAUCCUCUGUAGUACCAUCACAUAGUACAUAAACAAAUAUGCUGCUUUGAAUAUCAUUUACCAAACCACAUUCAGAUCUUAAGCAAUUCAUUUCACAAACCCUGCACAAGCUUUAUCAGAUGAAUACCUUGAUGUAAUAUUGGCACAUUGAGAAACUGAAACUAGAAACUGAAGGUCACCACUGAAAGCUUUAUAUGACAAAUUGCAUUUUGCAAUUUCGAAUGCAGUCAGAAAUCUUUAAACAUCAGUUUGUUGUUGGCUUCAUCUAGUUUUGAAACCAAUUGGUUUAUAUUAUGAAUGUGAUAGAAAAUUACUUUUAGGCCUAUAAAUUAAUUUUUUUUUUACCAAAAACAGAAGAGGAAGCUUCUUUAAAUUCAUACUAUACACUGACAUUUGAACUGUCUCUCCCAAUAGGCUUACAUACUGGUGAAUCUUUUCUUCACAAAUUUCACUUUUAUAGUUAUAUAAGAGUUAUCUGAUGAAUGUCUAAGACAUUUACGCAAAAGGUGUGUCUGUGGGAUAUUGCUACCUUCCUGGUCUUCUUCACUCCCACUAUCUGAAUCAGCAUCAGUAGGCCUGUCAGUGUAUUUUCUCUUGGGCUUAGCACUUUUUGAUCUAAGGGGACUAGGGGUGUCCCCUGAUUUCCUUUUGUAAAUCCAAAAUUCAGAAGACUCGUGUUGAUAAUAACAGAAUUAGAAUCAGCUCAAAUUCACCAGCCCUCACAACUCUGCUUGCUGCCUAUCUGUCGCUUUUUGUGCUAUAUUUGUGCUUUUUGUGUAGUGAAUAUUAAAAAUUGUGAUCUGUAGUGGAAUGAUUUUAUUUUUGUAAUUGUACGAUUCCUUAGAGAGAUUUAAAGUGAUAGUUUAUAUUACAGAUACUUUGAAGGAAUUAGUCUGUUUAUUUUGACCCAAUAGUAACAUAUAAAUCAGGUAACAUAAUGAAAUUAUUAAUUUAUAUUUGCCUUGAAAUGAAAUAAAGUUAAAAAAUGAUCCCAAGAUUACCACACAUUUUAAAUUAUGACUCUGAUAAUUAAAGGUGGCCAUCAAUAUAGCACAUUUCCAUGCUCUGCCAAACUGUAUAUAUUUAUCUUUUUUUAAGAACAAAAGAAGGAAUUUUCAAACAACAUGUAAGAGAAUUGAAAAACAGGGUCUCUGUGGUUUGGAUAAUCUCCAUAUAAGUGAAGACUAAUGACAUUUUGGUCUGAUUUCCCACAAAUUUAUGGGGAAUGAGGGUAACUCAUUGAAUUCCUCGGGAAACUGGGAAAGAAUAACUUUUGUCCCUUGAUUAUAUAAGACAGUAGUUAUAAGAGAUUAAAAAUAUCCACAAGAAUAGAUCUAGCCUUUUAGAUAAACUUAAAUGAGGAGACUUUUCAAGGUUGCUUAUUUUUCAGUAGAAAAUAACUCCAAAUAUUUGGAUUUUCAUGUAUCUAAAUCCUAGUACUUAGUCUUAAAUUUGAUAAACAUUAUCUUGCACCUAAGUCCAGAAAUCCAAAACAUUUCUUAAAAGGUUAGAGGUUUGUCAGACCAUUAUUCAUUAUAGUUUAAUAUAAGUGAUAGAGGUAUCCCCUAUAUUUUAAAAAUUGAAAAUUAUAAACAUCUAAAAUGCGAUAUAAAAAACAUCACGCAGUAAAGCUAUGUUUUGCCACUGUUAACAAGGCAUGGUCCCAUUUUAGCUAUUUAUAAUUUUUAAUUCAUUACAGUUGCUCAUACAAAUGUCUAGUUAAAUAAUAAUAAUCAGUCAAAUUAAACAUACUGAGUAAUUGUUAAUUCAGUUGAACCUUUGCUACAUGGAACAUUUAAUUUGCACACAUUUCUUAAAGUUCAUGUAAUGAUCCAGUUGAAAUAAUCUAAUAUCAUUGUAUGAAAACUUGAUUAAGAAAAAUUAACUGGGUUGAAUGCUAAAUUCAUUGAUUAUUUUUAUCAUUGCUCAUUUUUAUAUGAAUUAAGUAGAUUUGGCAUAAAGACUAGAGGUUCUUUGAAUUAGCAUUAAGCUAUUAUAACUAAUUAACCCAAUUGACCACUGUAACUAUAGGUAUGAAGUUAUGCCAUUUAUGUUAUGGAUAGUAUUAAACUCAUUCAUUAAAAGUUUGUGUGAAUCAUAUAAAGUAAGCUUAUCAGUUGUAGUAGUUUGAAUGAUCAAAGGGGUUUAUUCAGUAAACUUAUUCUCGGGUAAUUAGAACAUAAUAAGUAUUCUAUGUACAGUUA